AUGGCGUCGUGGUACUCCAGCCUCCUCACAAAGACAUCGUCGCAAAUCUCCUCUCUCCGCGCAACCCUCCUCCCCUCCGAGGCCGACGGCGACACCGACGACGACACCCACGUCUGCCGCGUCCUCCGCAACUACUACACAGACAAGGGCCGCCCCCUCCCGCCCUGGCUGCCCCCGGACCCCAAGGCCCCCGUCGCCCCCGUCGCCCAGCCUCUCUACGCCCAGCAGUCGCAGGUCGGCUCGCGCUACGGCGGCGCCGGGCUCGCCUCGCAGCAGCAGAUGCCGCAGCAGCAGCCCGGGGGUCUGAGCAGCCUGUGGGAUAGCGGUCCCGCCCAGCAGCAGCAGAAUCUGCAGCCGCAGAGCCUGAGGGCUGGCUCUCGCGCCCCGCAGUCUCGCGGCGGGCGCGACGAUGUCAUGGCCAGGCCCUUGCCCAGCCAGCGCGCCGGCAGCUACCAGAACGCCGGUCCGUCCCCGGCCACCCCGCAGCCCGGGCCUGGCGGCUCGGCCCAGGACCGCCUGCGCCAGCGUCUCCGCGGCGGGCCCUCGUCGCGCACAUCGAGCCCCGCCCAGGCCGGCCCGGGUCCCUACCAGCCUCCCCCGCCGGCUGCCAACUCUCCCUGGUCCGGCGGCGGCGGCGACGAUUACAACGGCGGCGGUCCGGGUCCGGGCUCGGGACGAUGGGGAGGAGGAGGGGCUCCGGGGCCGGGGCCGGGGGCUCGCCAGGGACUACCCGCCGGCCCGCGGAGACAAGGCCUGCCGCCGGGCGGUGCGAGAGGAUACAGAUAA
Molecule: messenger RNA, 786 nt
Organism: Hirsutella rhossiliensis
Lineage: Eukaryota; Fungi; Ascomycota; Sordariomycetes; Hypocreales; Ophiocordycipitaceae
Product: sec1-binding of mso1 domain-containing protein
Exons: 1
Coding region: 1-786 (261 amino acids)
Source: RefSeq, a predicted model, not a curated record